Messenger RNA from Hevea brasiliensis (rubber tree), 1533 nucleotides. Its product is annotated as mitogen-activated protein kinase kinase kinase 18-like. Gene Ontology annotation, biological process: protein phosphorylation. The transcript has a single exon. Gene Ontology annotation, molecular function: ATP binding; protein kinase activity. Lineage: Eukaryota; Viridiplantae; Streptophyta; Magnoliopsida; Malpighiales; Euphorbiaceae. The coding region runs from base 28 to 1518 and encodes 496 amino acids. The record is from RefSeq and is a predicted model, not a curated record.
UAUAUGUACCUAACAUAACAGACUUACAUGCCCAACCAAAUUCAGCAUUCUUUAAAUCUUGCAUCCUCUGCCCUUCUCUCCAAAAUGAAUUGGACCAGAGGCCAAACUAUUGGCCGUGGCUCCACUGCCACCGUCUCAAUUGCCACACUCGAUCACUCCGGUCAGGCAUUUGCUGUCAAGUCAGCUGAGCUCUCACAAUCGGAGUUCUUACAGAAGGAGCAAAGCUUUCUUUCUAUAUUAACUUCUCCUCAAAUUAUUGCAUACAAAGGAUUUGACAUUACAGUAGAAAAUGGUAAGUUCUUAUACAAUAUUUUCUUGGAAUACGCACCUGGAGGCACCCUUCUGGAUGCACUGUGCAAUCGUGGAGGGUGGCUUGAUGAGUCCAUGAUCAGAUCAUACACUCGACAGAUUUUGCUUGGUCUUCACUACCUCCAUUCUAAUGGAAUUGUACAUCGUGACAUUAAGGGUCAUAAUAUUUUGGUCACCCGUGCCGGGGCAAAACUUGCUGACUUUGGUUGCGCUAGGUGGGUGGAUGAGGUUUUGGCCACCAAUACUACAAUUGCCGGUACUCCGGUGUACAUGGCACCUGAGGUGGCGCGUGGUGAACACCAGGGCUUCCCCGCUGACAUCUGGGCUCUUGGGUGUACUGUUCUUGAGAUGGCUACCGGAAGGGCUCCAUGGGCCAAUUUUUCGGACCCUGUUUUUGCGCUUUACCAAAUUGGGUUUUCAGGUAAUGUGCCAGAAAUUCCGAGCUUUAUGUCUAAGCAGGCUAAAGAUUUUCUGAGCAAGUGCUUGAAGAGAGAUCCGACGGAGAGGUGGUCAGCUGAUGAGCUACUUGAACAUGCUUUUAUUACAGAGGACGCCGGCUCUGUUUUGAAGGAUACUGAUACGGAUACUCCAACAAGUGCAUUAGACCAACGACUAUGGGAUUCAAGGGAGGAGGUAGAGGCAGCUUGGAUAUGGAAACCGACCCAUAAAAGUUGUUCCCUUUCUCCGAUGGAAAGAAUCCGACAAUUGGCCGAAGGCAGUGGGAAAGUGCCAAACUGGGCAUGGGAUGACACUUGGGUCACCGUAAGAAGCAAAGAUAGCGCCAGAAAAACGUUUGCUAGCUCCGAGGACUGUGGCUCGGCAUAUGCCAAAGAAGCCACAGGUAUAGUCUUGGAUAGUGGGGGAUAUAAUUUGAUUAAUAAAACUGCUAAUGACCCCAUAAGCAUUGGUGGGAUGAGCAUAUUUAACACUAGCAAUAGUGUGGACUGUAAAGAUAGUAGUAGCCAAAAAAUAUUAUCCAUGUCUUGCAUAUGUACAAAAGAUGAUUUAUGUGGCAGUUCCAAUUUUGAAAAGGGAAUGGCAGUCUCUGUUUCUACAUUGCAAUUCUUGCUUCUUCUUCUUCUUCUCCUUCUUCUUCUUUUUCCCCUGGGUUCUCAUGGUACAAUCCAUUGGGGUUGUGCCAGGGUUUGGGUCGCAGGAAUAGGCAGGCUUGGUGAAUCAGCAUUCCCAAGUGGCGGGGAGCUGAACUAACUCUCGACAAAAACA